This is a messenger RNA of Acanthopagrus latus (yellowfin seabream), 6515 nucleotides long. Its product is annotated as protein AF-17-like. Bases 539 to 3787 code for a protein of 1082 amino acids. Gene Ontology annotation, cellular component: nucleus. The record is from RefSeq and is a predicted model, not a curated record. The transcript is spliced from 20 exons. Gene Ontology annotation, molecular function: nucleosome binding; histone binding. NCBI's taxonomy places the organism in Eukaryota, Metazoa, Chordata, Actinopteri, Spariformes, Sparidae. Gene Ontology annotation, biological process: regulation of transcription by RNA polymerase II.
UGUAAUUAUUGCUGGAUUAUUCUGUGCAGGUCCUGAAGAUGGCGCUGUUGACGCGAACUUUGUCGGAGAAACAGCAGCAGCCAGCGGUUUUGACUGAUGGAUCCACAUGUUUUACUGAUCUAACGUAUAAAGCUGGUGAGCAGAUGAGCGGCCCCCGCGUGCGACACGCUCGCGCUGAUGCUAAUUUGAGUUUUCGUGUUGGAGUGUGAAAACGUGCGCUGACGAGGCUGGCUCGGGAGGAACACAACGUUAACUUGCUACCUUUGCUGUGACUUUUAUUCCGACCCAGAGGAGCAGGUCUGAGCAUGCGCACUGCAUCGGUUCUAAGGGGACGGGGAGGACAUCACGGAAAAAACGUAGCAGCAGCACCACAAACCCCACGCCGAGAUUUCGCCUCUCCGCUGCGCUAAAACUGCGCGACGAAAGCGACCCACGACUAUGCCCGGCGCGGCGUUAAAGUGCGGGACGAGCACUUGACAGGCCUGGGCGAGGUCUGAGCGUUUGCCGGGAGGGGAAAUACAUUUCUUCAUAUGGGAGCAUGCGGGAAAUGGUUGGAGGUUGCUGCGUGUGUUCAGACGAGCGAGGCUGGGCUGAGAAUCCGCUGGUGUACUGUGAUGGACACGGCUGCAGCGUCGCCGUUCACCAAGCAUGCUACGGGAUUGUUCAGGUGCCCACCGGCCCGUGGUUCUGUCGGAAGUGUGAGUCACAGGAGAGGGCGGCGCGCGUGAGGUGUGAGCUGUGUCCCCACAAAGAUGGUGCCCUCAAGAGGACGGACAGUGGAGGCUGGGCCCACGUUGUGUGUGCACUCUAUAUUCCCGAGGUACAGUUCGCCAACGUCCUCACCAUGGAGCCCAUCAUCCUGCAGUAUGUCCCACAUGAGAGAUACAUCAAGACUUGUUAUAUCUGUGAGGACCAUGGCAGGGAGAGCAAGGCCGCCUGUGGAGCCUGCAUGACCUGCAACAGACAGGGCUGCAGGCAAGCCUUCCACGUCACCUGUGCUCAGAUGGCAGGUCUGCUGUGUGAGGAGGAAGGCCCAGAAGCUGACAACGUUAAAUAUUGCGGCUACUGCAAACAUCACUACAACAAAAUGCAGAAGAAGUUACGCUCCAGUGAAAAUACAAGUAGCUCCUUCAGUCAUUCCAGGGGGCGCUCCAGCUCUCCAUCACAGGACAAACACCACCACCACAGACAGAGGAAGAGUCAUAAAGACAAGAGUCGGCAGAAAGAGCGCCACAAGAAGUCCUCAGACAGUCUGGGCUCUUCGGUGACGAGCAGCAGCAUAGAAAAGAUAUCCUCCGCUCACCACAGCAACAAGGACAGUGAGUCUAAGUCCAAGAAGCUGAGCUCACACAGUCAUGGUCACCGCAGUAAGAAGACAGGAAGCACUGGCAAGAGCUGUUCUUCCUCCUCCUGCUCCUCCAGUCCAUAUACAGGAGGCUCCCUGUCUUCUGCUCAGGAUUUCCAUCAGUUCUCAUCAUCCUCACGCCUGGAACGUGAUCAUGACCGAGGCGGCGACGACCACAGUGGUGAGGAGCGUAAGGAGCGUCACAGGAGGCCAGCGGUCCAGGAGGACGAGGAUGAAGAGGAUGAUGAAAAGGAGGAGGACAAAGAUGAGGAGGAGGAAGAGGAGGAGGAGGAAGACAGUAAAUACCACAAGCCACCAGCUUUGACUCCUGCUGAUGGCCCACUGGCGGGGUCACAGGGUCAAGACAGGUCGGAGGGCAACUCGAGCCCUUUCGAGAACAAAGUCACUAUUUCUACCUUUGGGUCCAUCAUGCGCAUCACCUCCUCGUCAGGGCUGGGCAGCAGCAGCAAGAUCCGGAAGAUCUCCUCCUCAGGGGACUACAAACCCUCCAAGUCUCUCUGUAAACCGUCUCAGCUGAGCACGCCGCCUAUCCUGGAGGAGGCAGACCUGGAGGACAAGGCCACAGCUCCACCACUGCCCAGAGAGCGGCGGCACCGCGGCAGCAAGAAGAGCAGCCAUGGUCCAGGGCGUCCAAGGGGGAGCAAGAACCGAGAGCGGAGAGAGGAGGAGCAUCAGCACCACCAUCACCACGCAGCACCUCCUCCCCCUCCAGCGUUAACCUCUUCACUCUACCCGAACCCGUCCUCCAUCCCCCACCCCGCCUUCUCCUCCACGCUUCCGCCCGCAACCAUCUCUUCCUCUUCUUUCUCCUCCUCCUCUGCUGGCAGUUUUUCCACAAGUCGUGGCAACUCACUGCUCGGCUCCGGUAUCUACUCCAGUCUCAAGGACCCUCUCACACUGGGCGGGGGCAUCUGCAGCACCCCUCUCUCCCUGGGUGGAGGGGUGUGUAGCACCUCCUUGUCCCUGGGAGGGGGUAUAUGUAGCACCCCUCUCUCCUCAGGACUCCUUCAAUCCCACGUCUCCUCGCUCUCACUUCCGUCAGUCAACGCGGCUUCAAACACGCAGGUCCAUCCAGGUUCCAGCACCUCCUAUAGUCUGACCUCUACCCAGCCUUUCGCCAGCUGUCUCUCCACAGCCCCGACACUGCCACCACUAUUGAGCCAAGCCCAGACCUCACUGCCAGGUGAGAGGAAGACAGCGUUCACAGAGUCCGACCUCGAUGACUGUCGCUUCCCAUGUCAGGGGAACUCGCCAAGAGAGAGUCUUUCCUCACAGUCUCCUAUGAGCUGUCUCCCUCUUCUGUUCGACCAGAGAGAUGGGCUGGGUGCAGGAGUCAGAUCUCGUCCUGAGAAUGUCCCUCCAGCCAGCUCGCAUAUUGAGCUCCUGCUGGAGAAACAUGGCAAUGGAGAGAUGGGAGUCAACAUUGUGGAGAUGCUACAGUCGCUCCACUCCCUGCAGCAGGAGAACCAGCGCCUCCAGGACCAGAUCCUCAGCCUGACGGCCAAGAAGGAGCGUCUACAGCUGCUCAACACGGAACUGGCCGUGCCUUUCCCUCCACACGUUCUUUCCGCCCAGGGUUCCAUGCACACCUCUGCCCAGAUCAACUUCCUGUCAUCCACCCAAGACCCCUUGAGCACCAAUAAGAGUCCCCUGUCCAAAAGCUGCUUCCUGAAUGACACCUCCUUUGUUACCUCAUCUGAGGAGCUCCACUCUGGUAGUCCGUCCCGCAGUAGCUCCUCCCUUUCCUUCCAGAGCACUCCUCCUCCUCAGCAGAGUCCCGCCUCCUUCAGUCAGCCCAUGCUGAAUGGCCUGAGUCGGGGCUUGAGUGAUGGUUUGGGGACCAUCAGUCAGGCCGGCAGCUCCUCUCUGCCUGUGGUGGGAGGGCUCAUGGCGUCCCUCGCAGGAAGUCCUCAGCUGAAUAUGAACGGUAUGCUGGGCAGUCUGAACGGAGUGAUCCAGUCUCCUGUGCAGAACGCCCCCCAGCCCACACUUCCCGCUCUGCGCCCCCAGCCUCCACCUCUCAACCCCCAGGCACUAGCACAGGGCUUCCAGCUUCCCAAGAGUGUCAGCCCGUCUUCUCUCCUGUCCGAGCAGCAGAAGCAGCUUCUUAUCGAGCAGCAGCAGCAACAGCAGCAGCUCCAGCAGUUCCUAACGUCACAGAACUUCACUCCUGAGCAGCAAGUGGUGGUGUGCCAGAUGCUGCAGCAGCAGAGACAGAGGGAGCUGCAGCGCCUCACGCUGACAGGAGCUCUCACGUCCACCCCAAACUCACCGAUGAUCGCCCAGUCACCCAACCUGCUGUCUUCAGCCACAGCCUCACCCCUGCAGGGCGGCCAGGGCAGCAACCUCUUUGGCCUGCAGGACAGUGCACUUCACAAGCCCGGGGCUGCAGGAGAAAAGGGUGGAGACAAGAAUGGGUGAUGAUUCCACAGGAGCAGCUCCACUGAAGAUGUCGGGCAUCGUCAGCAAACAUGACUUUUGAACGUCUUUCCUCCUCUGUCAUGUUUAUCUUACACCCUCUUUUAUGAAUGUAUAACAGGAUGGACUUAAACGUCAAGGUGAAGUUUUUCGUGUUUUGGAGUUCUUUAUAUCAGAGGUUCUUCUCAUAGGUUUUUGUGUAGGCAGCUUUCAGAGAGCAUGAAUACAAUGGUCUCUUCUUAAAUUGCACUAAUUUGUUAGCUAGACCAAUGAGGCUGCUUCUGAAGGCAGAGUUCCUGCUCAGCACUGCAGGUGCUGUGUAGGCUUCUGGGUUGAAGCGUGUACUCAAGGUCAGACUGUGUUGUCUCUGGCUUCUCAAGCACUGACCGUUCAUGAUCUCCCUCCAUGGCUUAUUUUCAAUCAGUCAGAGAGAAUCGCAGACUUCUGCCACUUCUAGCAACCUCAACUGUCUUCCUUGAUAUUUUGUCUUCCCUUUGUGUUCCCCCCUACCCAAAUUCCAUCCAGAUCUUCUAUAUGUUGCAUUUUCUCACAUGCACUUAUUACGUAAAGGAUAAGUAUACUGUCAUUCUCGAUGUGUGGUUAGUGGCAUUUCAACAUGAAGCUAGUUAUUACCUCAAAUCUUUGUGCCACCUAUUUUCCAUUGUUGAAAUUUUGUGCCGACUCAUUACCGCAUAAGCCUUCACUGGAUAUAAAUGCCCACCAAAAAACCUUGGUGUCAACUCAAAGGUAUUAACUUAUGUAGAUGUAAAAAUGGCACAGAACCCACAUGUUCAAAAUGGCGCUUUCAUCCACUAGAGACUGGCAUCAAUGUCAACAUUGAGCACUAGAUUUUAUCCCAAACCACCAUGAGAGUUUCUAAAUAAUUUUAUAUCCUUCCAGUUGCUAUCGAGAUUAAGCAGAUGAAACCAAACAUUUGGAAAUUGUAAGUAAGAAAUUCAUUGUUUUUCCUAAACAAGUGAGCACUUUGCAUGUUAGUAGCUAACAGAGCAAAUUAGCCAUCAACACAGUACCUUAUAAAGGAUGCUUGGUACUUACUAGGCCACUAGGGACUGAAAGAUUAUUGAUUCAUGUGAAUAUUUUGCACUCCUCCUCCUCCUGAAUUGUCAUUUUUUGUGUUUCAUAUAUAGAUAUUCUUUUCAUGAUCACCAACUAGUUGUUCUUUUAGCAAUACUGGAUAGAUAAUGCCUUAAUGAUGUUAGAUUAACAGAGGAAACCAUGAGCCCAAAGGCUCACUCUCUUCUCGUCUUUCUUUGAUAGUGUUUUUUAUCCGGGGUACAUGGAGCGUUACAUUAGUAAAGAGAAAGCACUCUUCCUAAACCCAUUUAUACUUUUGAUAGCUGACGGAUGAUUUCAAAAGAUGAAAUGUGUGAAUAACCGUAUAGUGGUAACUGAAGUGUCAAAUCCUUUUCUAUUGUAAUUUUUGUGUUCAGAUGCAAUGUUCUUUAGUUGUUGGUGCUUCAGAGAACUGAGAAACAAGGACUUGUUGAGAAUCUUACAGUGAAGCCUGCACAGUGGUGUCAUAGGAGACGGCUGGGGACGGCCAUGUUGUAAACUAUUAUUAAAGUGCUGUCGCGGCAAUGUAUGAUACAUAGUGUAGCUGUUAUCAGCUGGGCAGACCGUGAAUUGCCAAUGUUGUUAGUGAUUACUGGCCUGAACCCCGACUUGAGCCAGCGUAUAGACGAUGAUGAGCUUCUCUUUCCUUCCACUCCACUUUAUCAAACAAUGUACCUGUUGGGCUCAGUUUUACUUCUCAGAACAGUGGCCACUUACGAAAAAGUGAAUAUUUUACCAUGUUUUCUCCUGUGUUCUUUAACAAUAUUAUCAUAGGCCUUUUAAAAUAUUUUCUCACUUGUGUUUGCAAUCUUGAACAUGAUCUCCCUUACAUGUGAUAUCUCGAGUGCUAGGUUAUUUUGUUAGCAGCUAAUGUAGACGUCAGAAAGGAACUUCAAGCAGCUCACUAAUCGGUGAUAUAUACUGUAGCAAUGACAGAAGGAGAAUGUUGAUUAUGUUGAUAAAGACAUGAGCCAACGCGUUGACAUGACUCCAAGUGGGAGUUCUGCAAUUUACCAAGUAUGUCUUUAUUAUGUAAGUCCAAACACAACCACGUCCAGGAGAUUGACUGACGAGUGCGAAGGAUUUUUGAAGCGGUUUCUUUCUCAUGUUGCACUGGGGCGCUUUGGGCCCAAUUGUAAAUCGUUUUUAGUACCUUUUUCAAUUUUGUUGGAAGACAAGUUGUAUACUUUAAUAUGUUUGUGUAAAAACACAUUCAUUCUUUUAAGCUUUGAAGUUUGGGUAACCAAGAUAAUCCAUGUUCUUAUUGUCGUACUGUGUAUCUUUUAUGUGUUACAACAUUUAAGCACCUGGCUCUGAAUGAGGUUUGAUGGAACGCAAGUUACCUAUUGGGAUAUGAAUUGCAUGAAAUGCAGUGAGGUCUUUCAAAUGUAUUGCUAAAUACCAAGUAAUAACUAUGCAUCAUUUUAAAUGCAUUGUUCCCUGAAAAAAAAGAAAUUAAAUUAAAUGAGCACUGAAUUUUAAAAAGGACAAGCAUGUUGUCAAUGUACAGUGUAUUUGUUUGAGAGAAUUGAUCAAGACGAAUUUGACAAUAUUCAGAUUAAAAGCCCUGUAAAGUAUUUUGAUAUUUUUGUGUGUAAAAUUAAAAGGAUGGAUUAAGACAACUUUUUGUCAAUAAAUGUAUUUUACUGAGUUGUUA